AUGGAUCGCAAGGCCAAUGAGCAGUACCUUGCCGAUUCCCCGCCCACUGUUGUCCGGCUGGAGAUCAAACAACACUUUGAUGCGUUGAAAGACGAGAAAUUGAAACGAUACGCGCACCACAUUAGCAGAGCAGCAUUCCUAGGGACUAGAAUUACUCUUCGCCAAGUCUCUCCGGAAUCAGAACCCAUAUACGAUCUAAUAUUAUCCUUGUAUCGCGCGUGCAACGGCGAUUGGAAGUCCCUAGGUGACAAGACAGCCGUUAGCCAGAGCGAAGUACAGCACUUUCUUGAAUAUGCUGCUCAGUUUCUAGGAAAUUGUGGAAACUAUAAAGGCUUUGGUGACUCUAAAUUCGUACCUAGAAUUCCAGAGAAUUUGUUCAGGCAGCUGGCAUCCGCGACAGAUGAAUCUAAGAAAGCAUUCGAAACCGCUUCCACAACUGGAGGCGGCAUUUAUGUCACCUCCUCCCUUGCCUUGAUGCAUCUAGGAUACCCAGAGGAUGGCCAUAUGACAACAUACUAUCCCGACUCCCCUACAAUUACGAAAGAAGAGAUCACCCUGGUGGGCGAUUUCUUAGAAAAGAAAAAGUUACUCCUUGAAAACACAAGAUUACGCAAGACGAAGAAUGGGGACUUCGAACUACUAAUAGCCUCGGCACAAAAGAACCCAGCGGGCCGUGAUAGAGAUGUUGGCGAUGUCAAUGGAUGGCCCUUAGAUGGAAAGUUGGAAGGGAAACAACUUACUCUAGUUUAUGGAGAUUACGCAGACCUCCUGGAGAAAAUAACUAAAAGCUGCAUGCAGGCAGGCUUGAAUCCAGCCAAUGAUAUCCAGAAGAACAUGUACGAACAAUAUGCCAAGUCAUUCUCUACCGGGUCUUUGGAGGCCUAUAAGGAAAGCCAACGGUUUUGGAUCAGAGACAAAGGGCCUAUGGUAGAAUCCGAUUUGGGAUUUGUCGAGACAUACCGUGACCCUCAUGGUGUUCGAGGAGAAUGGGAGGGCUUCGCCGCUAUGGUGAAUCAAGAGCGUACAAAAUCGUUUGAAAAGCUGGUUGCCAAUGCUCCUAGCUUUAUUCCAAAGCUUCCCUGGGGUAAGGACUUUGAGAAGGACAAAUUUCAUAGCCCAGAUUUUACUUCUCUGGAAGUUUUAACUUUUGCGGGAAGUGGAAUUCCCGCUGGAAUCAAUAUCCCGAAUUACGAUGAUAUUCGGCAGAAUUUGGGUUUCAAAAAUGUUUCACUUGGGAAUGUUUUGAGUGCAAAAGCCCCAAACGAACCCGUUCCUUUUAUUCGUUCGGAGGAUUUGGAGAUUUUCCGAAAAUACCGAGACCCUGCCUUUGAAGUUCAAGUCGGUGUUCACGAACUUCUAGGCCAUGGAACUGGCAAACUCUUACAGGAGACUGCUCCCGGCGAAUAUAAUUUUGACGUUUCCAACCCUCCUAUUAGCCCAAUCACAAAUAAACCUAUUUCUACAUGGUAUAAACCAGGUCAGACCUGGAGCUCGGUAUUUGGACCUAUCGCCUCCUCAUACGAGGAAUGCCGUGCAGAAUGUGUUGCUAUGGCUCUUGGAUGUGAUUUUGAAAUCUUGAAACUUUUCGGUUUCGGUGACGGCCACAUCGACCUUGAUGGCGAAGCGGGGGAUGUGCUUUAUGUCAGCUACCUAACCAUGGCCCGAGCCGGUAUCACGGCGUUAGAGUUUUGGGACCCCAAAAGCCAGAAAUGGGGACAGGCACAUAUGCAAGCGAGAUUCAGCAUCCUACGAACAUUCCUUGACGCGCCUGAUUGCUUCGUGCAGCUGAAGCAUACCAAAGAAGAUUUGUCAGAUAUUGAGAUCUAUCUGGAUCGGAGCAAGAUUCUGACCCAUGGACGCCCUGCUGUUGAGCAGUAUUUGCAAAAGCUUCACAUUUUCAAAUCUACUGCUGAUGUUGUUGAGGGAAAAAAGUUGUACGAUGGAAUCACGCAUGUGGACGAAUGGUGGGGUCAGAAAUUGCGGCCGGUUGUGCUUCAGAAAAAGGUUCCCCGAAAAGUUUUUGUACAAGCGAACACUGUAUUGGACGGGGACAGGGUGGUGCUUAAGGAGUAUGACCCGACUCUGCAGGGAAUGAUUCAGAGCUAUGCUGAGCGUGAUGUGUAA
Molecule: messenger RNA, 2124 nt
Organism: Ophidiomyces ophidiicola
Lineage: Eukaryota; Fungi; Ascomycota; Eurotiomycetes; Onygenales; Onygenaceae
Exons: 3
Coding region: 1-2124 (707 amino acids)
Biological process (GO): proteolysis
Cellular component (GO): cytoplasm
Molecular function (GO): metalloexopeptidase activity; dipeptidyl-peptidase activity
Source: RefSeq, a predicted model, not a curated record